CGUUUUCAUUGCAUCAGCUUGUGGAUUCGUGAAGGAUUAAAGCUCAGCUCAGAUAUAGGUGCAGAAGGAAUUCUCACUGACAGCACUUGCAGUUGGAACAUUGCUUGGCUGCUGCUGAGUGCAUGACUCAAACCCACUAUGAUGAGCUUCACUUUAAGGAACCUUCUGGGGCGUUCGAUUUCUCUGAGCAACAAGUGUUCUGUGCGCUCAUUCCGAUGUGGACAAGUUAUGCUGAGUGCUACUAAUCUAAAAGGACGUCACCUGUUAACACUCAAGGAUUUUAAUGGUGAAGAAAUAAAGCAACUGUUGUGGACAUCAGCUGAUCUGAAAAUGAGAAUUAAAGACAAAGGCGAGGCACUCCCUUUACUUCAAGGGAAAUCUAUUGCCAUGAUUUUUGAAAAAAGAAGCACUAGAACAAGAAUUUCUACAGAAACAGGAUUUGCAUUGCUUGGAGGACACCCGUGCUUCCUCACAACACAAGAUAUUCAUCUAGGAAUAAAUGAGAGUCGUAAAGACACAGCAAGGGUGUUGUCUGGGAUGACUGAUCUGAUUCUGGCCCGGGUUUACAAACAUUCGGAACUCCAGCAGUUAGCAGAAGAUGGCUCUGUCCCUGUGAUCAAUGGAUUGUCUGAGCUCUAUCAUCCUAUCCAGAUCCUGGCUGAUUACCUUACUCUUCAGGAACAUUUUGGCUCAUUGACUGGCUUGACUGUGACUUGGAUAGGAGAUGGAAAUAAUGUGUUACACUCUUUCAUGUUGAGCGCUCCAAAACUUGGAAUGCAUCUUCGUGUUGCCACACCUAAGGGCUUUGAACCCGAUGCUACUGUUACCACAAUUGCCAAGUCAUUGUCAGAAAAGUGUGGAACCAAGAUGUUUUUCACUGACGAUCCCCUGGAAGCAGCAAGUGGAGCUAAUGUUCUGGUGACAGAUACAUGGGUCAGCAUGGGACAAGAAGAGGAGAAAGCUGAGAGGCUGAAAGCAUUUCAUGGUUAUCAAAUCACCAUGAAGACCGGACAGUAUGCUGCACCAAACUGGAUAUUCCUGCAUUGUUUACCACGAAAACCAGAAGAAGUUGAUGAUGAAGUAUUUUACUCCCCAAAAUCUCUGGUCUUCCAAGAAGCUGAAAAUAGAAAAUGGACAAUCAUGGGUGCAAUGGUGAGCAUACUAACAGAUUAUACCCCAAAACGCUCCAAGCCAAAAUUCUGAAUCCUGUCUUCCAGCCAACAUCGACAUGCAAUGGAAGCAUUCUAUGAAGAGCAUCCAGAAAUGCUUUAACUUUGCAGUUUUUAUUAUAUAAUUAAAUUACAUCAUUUUGCUGCACUAUGAUGACAAUAUGGCUUAUUUGCAAUAAUCAAGAAGAAAUUAGAAGUUUACAAGAGAUCCUUUGAUCGAUGUCGAAAUGCAGAUAUGAUGUACAAGCAUCUCAUGUUAUCAUUCUAUAUCCUGUCCUACUCAACAUCCACAAUGCAAGCCUAAAGAUAAUAAAAAAGCAGCAAGAGAA
This is a messenger RNA of Hemiscyllium ocellatum (epaulette shark), 1498 nucleotides long. It is a transcript of the gene otc, whose product is annotated as ornithine transcarbamylase. Lineage: Eukaryota; Metazoa; Chordata; Chondrichthyes; Orectolobiformes; Hemiscylliidae. Gene Ontology annotation, biological process: L-citrulline biosynthetic process. The transcript is spliced from 10 exons. Gene Ontology annotation, cellular component: mitochondrion. The record is from RefSeq and is a predicted model, not a curated record. The coding region runs from base 139 to 1203 and encodes 354 amino acids. Gene Ontology annotation, molecular function: amino acid binding; ornithine carbamoyltransferase activity.